This is a messenger RNA of Centrocercus urophasianus (Greater sage-grouse), 8505 nucleotides long. It is a transcript of the gene EPHB2, whose product is annotated as EPH receptor B2. Gene Ontology annotation, cellular component: plasma membrane; neuron projection. The transcript has 16 exons. Bases 12 to 3026 code for a protein of 1004 amino acids. Gene Ontology annotation, molecular function: protein binding; ATP binding; transmembrane-ephrin receptor activity. Gene Ontology annotation, biological process: axon guidance; protein phosphorylation; cell surface receptor protein tyrosine kinase signaling pathway. Lineage: Eukaryota; Metazoa; Chordata; Aves; Galliformes; Phasianidae. The record is from RefSeq and is a predicted model, not a curated record.
CGGAGCGCACCAUGGGGCCGUUGUGGUUCUGCUGUUUGCCCCUCGCCCUCUUGCCUCUUCUCGCCGCCGUGGAAGAGACACUGAUGGACUCCACAACAGCCACGGCAGAGCUGGGCUGGAUGGUGCAUCCUCCCUCAGGGUGGGAAGAGGUGAGUGGAUACGAUGAGAACAUGAACACCAUCCGCACCUACCAGGUGUGCAACGUCUUUGAAUCCAGCCAAAACAACUGGCUGCGGACCAAGUACAUCCGGAGGCGAGGAGCGCACCGCAUCCACGUGGAGAUGAAAUUCUCCGUUCGGGACUGCAGCAGCAUCCCCAACGUCCCGGGUUCCUGUAAGGAGACUUUUAAUCUCUAUUACUACGAAUCAGACUUUGACUCUGCCACCAAGACUUUUCCUAACUGGAUGGAAAACCCUUGGAUGAAGGUAGAUACAAUUGCUGCUGAUGAGAGCUUCUCGCAGGUGGACCUUGGUGGGCGGGUGAUGAAGAUUAACACCGAGGUGCGCAGUUUUGGGCCUGUCUCCAAAAAUGGUUUCUACCUGGCCUUCCAGGACUAUGGGGGCUGCAUGUCCUUGAUUGCAGUCCGUGUCUUUUACCGCAAGUGUCCCCGUGUGAUCCAGAACGGGGCGGUCUUCCAGGAAACCCUUUCGGGAGCGGAGAGCACAUCUCUGGUGGCAGCUCGGGGGACGUGCAUCAGCAAUGCAGAGGAGGUGGAUGUGCCAAUCAAGCUGUACUGCAAUGGGGAUGGAGAGUGGCUGGUGCCCAUCGGCCGCUGCAUGUGCAGGCCAGGCUACGAGUCGGUGGAGAAUGGGACCGUCUGCAGAGGCUGCCCAUCAGGGACCUUCAAGGCCAGCCAAGGAGAUGAAGGAUGCGUCCAUUGUCCAAUUAACAGCCGGACGACUUCGGAAGGGGCCACGAACUGCGUGUGCCGGAACGGAUAUUAUCGGGCAGAUGCUGACCCUGUCGACAUGCCCUGCACCACCAUCCCAUCUGCCCCCCAGUCCGUGAUCUCCAGCGUGAACGAAACCUCCCUGAUGCUGGAGUGGACCCCACCACGAGACUCAGGGGGCCGGGAGGAUCUGGUGUACAACAUCAUCUGCAAGAGCUGCGGGUCGGGCCGGGGGGCGUGCACACGCUGUGGGGACAACGUGCAGUUUGCCCCACGCCAGCUGGGUCUGACAGAGCCUCGCAUCUACAUCAGCGACCUGCUGGCCCACACGCAGUACACCUUCGAAAUCCAGGCUGUGAAUGGCGUCACCGACCAAAGCCCCUUCUCCCCGCAGUUUGCAUCAGUGAAUAUCACCACCAACCAGGCUGCUCCUUCAGCUGUGUCCAUCAUGCACCAGGUCAGCCGCACUGUGGACAGCAUUACCCUCUCGUGGUCUCAACCUGACCAGCCCAACGGAGUCAUCCUGGAUUAUGAGCUACAAUAUUAUGAGAAGAACCUGAGUGAGUUAAAUUCAACAGCAGUGAAGAGCCCCACCAACACUGUGACAGUGCAAAACCUCAAGGCUGGCACAAUCUACGUCUUCCAAGUGCGAGCACGCACCGUGGCUGGGUACGGCCGGUAUAGUGGCAAGAUGUACUUCCAGACCAUGACUGAAGCCGAGUACCAGACCAGUGUCCAGGAGAAGCUGCCACUCAUCAUUGGCUCCUCUGCAGCAGGACUGGUGUUUCUCAUUGCUGUUGUUGUCAUCAUUAUUGUGUGCAACAGAAGACGGGGCUUUGAACGUGCCGACUCUGAGUACACCGACAAGCUGCAGCACUAUACCAGUGGCCACAGUACGUACCGUGGUCCCCCGCCAGCCCUGGGGGUCCGCUCUCUCUUCGUGACUCCAGGGAUGAAGAUUUAUAUUGAUCCAUUUACCUAUGAGGAUCCCAAUGAGGCUGUCAGGGAAUUUGCAAAAGAAAUUGAUAUCUCCUGUGUGAAAAUCGAGCAGGUGAUUGGGGCAGGGGAAUUUGGUGAGGUGUGCAGUGGGCAUCUCAAGCUGCCUGGCAAAAGAGAGAUCUUCGUGGCCAUCAAGACCCUGAAGUCUGGUUACACAGAGAAGCAGAGACGGGACUUCCUGAGUGAAGCCAGCAUCAUGGGGCAGUUUGACCACCCCAAUGUCAUCCACCUGGAGGGAGUAGUGACCAAGAGUUCCCCAGUCAUGAUCAUUACAGAGUUCAUGGAGAAUGGCUCUUUGGACUCCUUCUUGAGGCAAAAUGAUGGGCAGUUCACGGUGAUCCAGCUGGUGGGCAUGUUGCGUGGCAUUGCAGCAGGCAUGAAGUACCUGGCUGAUAUGAACUACGUGCACCGGGACCUGGCUGCCCGUAACAUCCUGGUCAACAGCAACCUGGUCUGCAAAGUGUCCGACUUCGGCCUCUCCCGUUUCCUGGAGGAUGACACCUCUGAUCCCACUUACACCAGUGCACUGGGUGGGAAGAUCCCAAUACGGUGGACAGCCCCUGAGGCAAUUCAAUACCGAAAAUUCACAUCAGCCAGUGAUGUGUGGAGCUAUGGAAUAGUCAUGUGGGAGGUGAUGUCCUACGGCGAGCGGCCUUACUGGGAUAUGACCAAUCAAGAUGUGAUAAAUGCUAUUGAGCAGGACUAUCGGCUGCCACCCCCUAUGGAUUGUCCAAAUGCCCUGCACCAGCUAAUGCUUGACUGUUGGCAGAAGGAUCGAAACCACAGACCCAAAUUUGGACAGAUUGUCAACACGUUAGACAAAAUGAUCCGAAAUCCUAAUAGUCUGAAAGCCAUGGCACCUCUCUCCUCUGGGGUUAACCUCCCUCUACUUGACCGCACAAUCCCAGAUUAUACCAGCUUCAACACUGUGGAUGAAUGGCUGGAUGCCAUCAAGAUGAGCCAGUACAAGGAGAGCUUUGCCAGUGCUGGCUUCACCACCUUUGAUAUAGUAUCUCAGAUGACUGUAGAGGACAUUCUACGAGUUGGGGUCACUUUAGCAGGACACCAGAAGAAAAUUCUGAACAGUAUCCAGGUGAUGAGAGCACAGAUGAACCAAAUUCAGUCUGUGGAGGUUUGAUAGCGACGUGCCCUCGUGCUCCACUUCCUUGAGGCCCUGCUCCCCUCUGCCCCUGUGUGUCUGAGCUCCAGUUCUUGAGUGUUCUGCGUGGAUCAGAGACAGGCAGCUGCUCUGAGGAUCAUGGCAACAGGAAGAAAUGCCCUAUCGUCGACAACGAGAAGUCACCAAGAGGUGAAACAAUAGAAAACAAUGGAAAAAGGGAACAAGAAAAGACAGCUAUUUUGAAAACAAACAAACAGUGAAUUAUUUUUAAAUAAUAAUAAAGCAAUUGCAGUCUUGAAAAGGGCUCCAAGACCAAUGGGAGUCUUCAAAGGAAGAGAAUAGAGCAGCUUCAUCUAUUUCCUCUUGCACAAGGGUUGCUGCAGCUGGGCCCAGACACCUCUGGAGUUAUGAGACUUUUCAAGAAGACGAAUGCAAAGAAUGGUCACAAGAAGCACUUCUCUUUCUCACCUGGGAUGGCAGCUCUGGGAAUGCCCAGCAGUCCUUCCUGAAAGCCCUGUUGGCAAAUCAAAGAGGAGAGCUGAAGCUCUUUGGUGCUGUGGAACCAAGUGCAUCUCAGAAAUUGUUGGACUUCUACAAAAGCUGAAGACAUUUUCUUUUUUUUAAACAAGUAAACUGAUACUAGAAGAGGCUGUUUCCGUCAAAUGAGAAGGAAUCUGUAACACUGGGGCGGGGGGUUGGGGAACGGGGGAAAUCAGUCCUUUUUACAUCUCUUUAUUUUCUCUUGUCAUGGAACAGUUUUGUGAGUGACAGUUUCCUAAGGGUCCGUCCAUCCACCCUCCAAUGGCAUCAUUGUUUCAUACAUAUCAUAUGCACAAGACUUAUAGUGAUGUCCUCACUCGAUGCCAAUGAUCUUUCCCCAGAAGACUUCCCAAGUACAGUAUGUAGUAGAUUUUGAUUACAGAUGCUGAUGUGUACCUUUAUUUUUCGGUUGUCAUUGUUGGGAGAUUCGUCCUUUUACCUUGCUUUGUUAACACCAAUAUGUGAGUUUGGGGUUGGAAUUUUUUUGGUCGAUUGGGGUGGUGUUUUUUUUUUUAACGAAAAGGAAACGACAUUUCCAAGCAUCAUAUCAUUCAAGAACUUAAAUCCUUUCCUUGCGGAAGGAAAAAUUGCUUAUUGACAAUAUGCCAGGAGAAAAAGUUUUUUAUAUGCACAUUUCCUCAUGUUUGCUUGUUUGUUAUUUUGCAAUUCGUUCCGACCUGACAGGUGUUCCCAACUGUUGGGUUUCCUGUUGUCUGAUGAGACGAAAUGAUCACCUGCUCAAUUCAGGGUUGUUGGUGCAGUGAUGAGCAGUAUUAUGGAAGGGUUAUUGCUUUUGUUUUAUGGAGGGGAGGGAAAGAUGGGAGGGUGGUUGUGUUCUGAGUGGGAAUGAUGGCUGUUAGAGCCCCUUGAGAUGUCUGCUUAGAAAGAUGUCAAGGUUGAUUGGUGCACAUGGUUUCUAGCUGCAAGGUUCUGGGUGCUUUGUACCAUAACCAAGCUCUGUGGCAGUGCUUUGUGCCCUUUGGACACACAGUCCCUUCGUUAGGCAAUGCCCAGUUGGCUCAGAGCAUCAUCUCAGCCCGUUGCCUCUAGGAUAACACAGGGGAGCAAACGCUGAGUCCAGGUCUCUGUAGGAAAAUGCCAUGGUUGAAGCUCAAUGACCAGAUGGUGGGUUUAUAAAUAACAGAAAUAAAUACUUUAGUUACUGAACAGCUCCUUGAUAUGUAUAAAUACCACCAAACAAGUGCAGGGCGAAUAGAAAUUAUAGCAGUGGGAUUGUUGUCCCUGUUCAGCAGCACCUCAUGUCUCCUGGAAUGUGCCUACCAGCCUCCAUGGUAGGGUUCAGCUGCCCACACGUGGCAAAUUUGCUCACAUAUGAACCUGUGUUGAUAAACCCUCCUCUGCCAUUGCCAUGUCAUUCGUAGAGCCCUGCACUCAUGUUCAGCAGCGUGGGCUGCAGGAAGGCAGGCACUGGGAGCUGGUUUGCUGUGUUGUCCAGGAGCUGAGUCCAAGAGGAAAGCUGUAGAUGGAACUCCCUGUUCAGACCUCAGUGCCCAGACAUCACUUUUCUAGAUAAGGGGCCAUUUAUAAAGUACUCAGCAUUUUCUGCUUUCAGAUCAGAUGGGAAAGCACAUAUAAGUGGCAGCAGAGCAUUUCCUGCAACUGAGUUACUUCUCUGCCCUACUGCCUCCUUCAGGGCACAAUCUGAUGUAGAGAGAGUUUGGAGUGAGCAGACAACAGGCAUUUCAGCUGGACAUUUCAGCUGCCCUGUAUGCAGUGUGUGUAGUGUGUCUGUCUAGCUGAAAGGAUGUUUUGAAUGCCCUUGAGGUCAGAAAGCACUGCUCCAGAUCACGAAAUGAACUCAGUUUAAAGAGGAGGAUGCAAAAACUGAUGGUGUCAACUAAACAGAGUGCUUUCAGAGGGCACACGAGGAAAGAAGAGUCUUCUCCAAGGCACCUGUCCCAUAGGACUGCUCACGUGGGUGUCUGUCUCGCAGUGUAGUGGCUGUGCUUUAACAAGGGGCUGUUGUCAGCUCCCAGAGGCAUGGCUUUCCCAAAGGUCUCAGAAUCUUUUUGGUGACAGUUGGGGCUGAGGGAAGCAGGGUGCCAUGCCAACCCUUCUAGCCACAGCCAACCACCUACUUUAUGUGCAAGGGAGCUUUGCAGCACAAGGAGAGCUGUCUGACUAGAAAACUCACCAGCAAAUUCCUAUGGGGCAACCAUGUGGAAGGAGCACGUGAUGCCCUUCAGUUGUCUUUUCUCAGACAGCUCUUGGCUGUUCUGUGCCAUCAGUGCAUGCGUGCUCAUGCCACGGAGGAGCAGUGGCCAAGCAGUGUCCUUUCAGCCAGUAGGGCUCGGAAGGACACUUCAGGUUAUUUGUCUCAGUGCACUGAAUCUCCUCACUGCAUUAAACACAUCUACCUACCAGACCCAACCCACUGUGAAAGAAGGGACCACGCGGAGCUCAGAGCCACGGCAGCUGCCUGCAGGGUAGAGAAAGCACAUCCUUCUCUCUUCCUCUGACCAAAAAAAUCACGUGAUGGCAGUCAGUCCUACAAUAAUACACUCCCAUCUAUUUAUAUCAGGCAUUGCUGCGACAUCUGUCUGUGUUUGUACAGGACUAAUGGAGAAUGAGACCUAAAAUGGAAAUGAUCCAUAAAACACUGCAAUUUUCUGCAUCCCUACAGCUUUCCAGGGAGGAUGAGGAACCGAGUUCCUGUUAAGUACUUUGGUUGUAAAUUAUUCUGGUGCAUGCUCCAGUGGACAGCAUAGUCACUGCAGUGACUUUAAUGUUUAUACUUCAUGGGUAUCAAAUGUACUGCUAUGAAAUAUGAGUGUAAUGGCAAAAUUCAACAAAUAACAAGGGGAAAAUGGGGAAAAGUCACGUGCAAACAUUUACACUGUGAAAUAGUUGUGCAUAUGCAUGUGUGCAUGUGUGAAUACUUAACGAAACUCAUCACCAUGUUAUUUUUCAGGCAGCUUGUUGCAAUUUUCACAUUUUCCCUCCAUCUUUCAAGCUACCUCCAGGACCUCUUCUCCUCCACUGUUGCCCACUGCCAUCUGCUGCCGAGGCCACGUUUGUCUUGUGAUGGCAUCCAGUAGAAGAGCUGAGCAGGACGCUAAGUUGCAAAUAUGUUAGUUGGCCAAGUUCAAAUCACACAGAGUAUCAUGAAUAUGUGGGUAGUAGGAAGGUAAAGGAUUCACCCACAAUACUGCAUUUUAUGGAUCUCUUUCAGCCCUCUAAUUAACAGCAAAGGAGAAAAAAAAUGAAAAAUGAACUUAAAAGGCACAGCACUGCCAUGAACUACUCACCAGCUGUGACACAGGGCACUACGGACUGCACUCCCCCUCCACAAAUGAUCUCCCUUUCUCCCCUAAGACCCCAGAAUUUCAUGAACUUGUAGACUUGCAGCUUGCAGCAGAUGAGGAUCUGUUUGUUAUCAUCUGGCUUCUUCUCUCCAUUGCUUAUUCUCUCCAUCCUCACUACCACACAGUAGAUUUCAACCUCUCCAUGGGGUCCGAGUCAAUUUUGCUGUCCCAGGGUCUGGCAGUUUUGCAGCAUUACUUUAAUAUUAUAUUCAGAGGCAGAACAUUUUAUCCCCCGGCUCCAUGGCAGCCAUGGUACAGCAGAGCCAUCAAGUUGGUGUUGGUGGACUGGUUGGCAUCAGAACUUGCACUCUGCUGCAUCAUUAACAGUUACGUCCUCUAAUAAUGCAAUAAAUCUGUGUCUGUCUUGGAUUCAUGAAUCCAAAAUGUGUGAAGUAAGACAAAACAUGUUUUAGUCUGUUUUUUUUCUUUCAUCUCCCUUUCUGUGUGUCUGACUUGAGGCUGAUUUACUGGAGGUCUUUUCCAUCUUAACUUUUAACAAGUUCUUCACAUGCAGGUUCAGCAUUUUGCCCUUUUAGAGUUGUAAGAACAACUGAUGUAGCAUCAGCAUGUUGUUGCACUCUGUGGCAGUUAUCCAGUGCAGUUCAAAGCACCCUAAAGUUUACCUUCUUUGCUGUGUUCCACUCCGAUCUCUUAGUGAAACUGGUGUUAGGAGUGCUUUCAGCUCGAGGAUCAACAGUCCUUUACUCCCAACAGUUAAACUUUAUUUUGGGUGGUCCUCGGUGUCCGAAGAGUUGGACUCGAUGAUCCUUAUGGCUCCCUUCCCACCUGGGAUAUUCUGUGAUUCUGAUCUGUCCUCAGAAUGGCAGCCCUCUUCCCUGGCGUUGUCUGCUUACAGCCACGUUGUGUCUCCAGUCCAGGAGUUGAGCAGCAGUGCCAUCUGCUUACAGUGAUGGUUCCACCAUGUUCACAAUUCAGUGCACUUCUGCCACUGGCUUUUCAUGAGCACUGACCACAAAAAUUAUCUUCUGUGCUGCUGAUUUCAUUUUGUUAUUGCUGAGAGCUACUGGAGUUCUCCCACUAUGCAAAAAACUAAACCUCUAUAUUUCUUUUUUGCUUCAGACACAUUUUGGCCUCAUCUUUAGAAUUCUUCAGGAUGAGUCGUCCAUCUCUGGGAUGAUUUUGCUUCCUGUAACCAUUGAACCCUUCUCAGAAAGAGGACAUCACUUCUGUCCACGUUUACUUCUGUGUGUGAGGCAUUCCACAGUCCUCCAUGAAAACUCCCUGCAUCAUGCAGAUAUGUCCUGGAAUCUGAGUUAUUGUUGUUCCUCUGUGUUAUUUCUAUGCUGUCAAAUGUGAGCUGCAGAGAUUUGGGACUAAAAGUGAGACAUCAUCUCUGCCCUCAAAUCUGUGCUUGUCUUAAUUUGUAUUCUCCACUGCCCUACAAAAGACUCAGCAGCUUCUCAUCCUUUCUCUCAGUUCUGUAGGAGAUUUGCACUCCUCUGCAGCCCUGUGCUUUGUGGGAUAGCAGCCACACACACGCAGUGUGGUCUGAUCCCUGACUCAUUUCUCCUCUGGCAGUUGGAUGUUCGUAGUUCCCUGAUUGCCAUGCAGAGCACCACAGGAUUUAACUGUGUGCCUCAUCUUUUCCAGGAAAUCCAUUCUACCUUUGU